Hevea brasiliensis (rubber tree) is the source of this 1842-nucleotide messenger RNA. RefSeq lists its product as uncharacterized. The transcript is spliced from 4 exons. Bases 1 to 1842 code for a protein of 613 amino acids. The record is from RefSeq and is a predicted model, not a curated record. NCBI's taxonomy places the organism in Eukaryota, Viridiplantae, Streptophyta, Magnoliopsida, Malpighiales, Euphorbiaceae.
AUGGCUCGCACCAAACGAAAAUCCCCUGUUGUUGCCGCUGCUUCAUCUUCCUCAUCAGCCUCCGAUGAUGUUCCUGUCGCGGCAUUGCGGAAGAAAAUGAAAGGAAAGCAAAACGUGCCGAAAUCAAAAUCAGUUAGUGAGUCUUCUCACUCAUCCAAGGGUGUCGAAUCCCCUAAAUCGACGUCAGAAAAGAAAAAGACGGUACAGAAGCAAGGGACAGAUGCUAAAAAGAAAAUGGGCUGGUUGGGUGUCUGUGAAUGUGCAAAUGAGUACUACCUUAGGCUUAUACAAGAAUUUUAUAGAACCAUGAGAACUGUUGAUGAUGAGGAUCGAUUUGAAGUGAUUUUGAAUACAACUACAUAUAGUGUUUCUGUUGAACUGAUAGCCACGGCUUUGAAAUUGCCCAAUGAUGGAAAUAAAAUUUCCUCACAUAAGGAUGUUGCUAGGGUGGCAGGGUUCAAUCUGAUUGAGUUUGAAAAUGAGGUGUUCCCUGUUAACACUGCCAAAAAUGAGAAAUCCACCAGUACCAAAGCCCUCCAGCAUAUCAAAAUUAUUCACAGUAUGGUGAACUAUGUGUUCUGUCCGAAAUCUGGCAGUUAUGGGUAUUUGAGUCACUUGGACAUGUGUAUUAUGUGGCAUAUUGUGCAUAAAGUUAGAUUGAAUCUAGCUUAUUUAAUUUUCAAAAACAUGUGCAAAGCUUACGGAAUUGGAAAACUGCCGUAUGCACACCUUCUGUCUGCUGUGUUUAAAGAGCUACAUGUGAAUGUUUCUAAGGAAAGCUCUAGGGCUGACUUGAUAGUGCUUAGAGAAAUACAUUCAGACACUGAUGGGAGAAAAACAAGAUUUGAAAAGGGUGGUUCCUCCUCUGCUAAAGUUGAUUCUGGUUCUGCUAGUGAAGUUUUGAAUGAAAUUCAAGGGAUAAAAGCUACUGUUAAUGAACAUUUUAGUUCAACAAAUCAGUCCCUUGACAUUCUCAGAAAAUUUGUGGAUGUGGUUGACUAUAAAGUGAGUCACCUGCUCACUCAAAAUGAGGAGUUAAAGAAGCUGAUUAUGGCUCUUCAGCAGGCCAAGGAAAUUGGAGUUCCAACUAAAGUUGAGGCUGCUACUCAGAUUUCUGCUGAUAAGGAAGAAAGCAACAAAGUUGAAGAGUCUCCUGCUGAUAUGGCAUGUGAAAGUGGUCAAGUUGCUGAAGCUGAACUUGAACCUGUAGUGGAUGCCCAUGAUGAGCAUGUUAGUGACCAGGUUCUUGAACCUGAAAUUGGUCCUACAGCUAAUGUACCUACUGAACUUGAUGGUAACAAGGUUGUAGAAGCUGAAAGUGAGUUACCAAAGGAAGGUGAAAAGGUUCUAGAAUCUGAACAAGUUGUUGAACCUCCUCCUGCUCCACUAGUUGAGCCAGCUGCUGCUCCUACGCAACACCAGGAACCUUCUUUAAAAGAUCACCAAGCUAGUGCUCAAACUCAUUUAUUCGCAGCUGUCGCCUCGCAAAGAAAGAAGACCCUCGCUGCUGCUCUUCAACCACCUUCUGAAGAUGAUGAGGCCGACAAAGAUGGUCAAGUGGCUGACCAAGCACCUCCGGCCCCUGUUAUUAAACUGCCUAGGAAGAAAAUGGUGUCUUCAAAAUCCACUCGCAGGAAGCAUCAAAUCAGAGAUUGUCUAAGGAGGACUGCUACAGUUACUCCAGCAUCAGUAGAUAAGCCUACCCCUACAGCUCAAAGGGGUAGAAGGCAGGGUAAAUCUGAGGUAGCUAGUACAUCACAGAGGCUAACAACAGAAUCAGCUGAGAGGUUAGAGGCCAGGGCACUAGCAAGGACGUAUGCCAUGAGAGCUCAGGAGGAGUAG